Jaminaea rosea is the source of this 3115-nucleotide messenger RNA. RefSeq lists its product as hypothetical. The transcript has 2 exons. The record is from RefSeq and is a predicted model, not a curated record. Bases 256 to 2973 code for a protein of 905 amino acids. NCBI's taxonomy places the organism in Eukaryota, Fungi, Basidiomycota, Exobasidiomycetes, Microstromatales.
CCUCAAUCUUACACGGCCGCACGCACGCACCGCCCUUUCAUCCCUCCUAUUCAUCCGCGCCGUCCCAUCGACAUUGCUGCAGACACACUACACACACGCUGACCUCGGAGACCAAGGCCCCUUUCCCGCCGUCAGCGCUCCUGUCUAGCUGCUGAGCCGGUGACGAGGGCGAUUGCCGCCUUGUAGGGCGGUCGUCGCGAUUACUGUAGUCGCUUGUCCUCCUUCCAUCCAUCAAUAAUCAACGACUCUGCGAUCAUGACUGACGCAGACUCAUCCAGUGGAUCCAUCAAGGUCCACAACAACGCCGAUGCCGACACAUCGACGUCGUCUACUGGAGUACCGAGGACCCUUGAAGACCUCCAGCAUGAGGUUUACGCCCUCUUUCAACAAUUUGUCGACGACGACGAAGAUACCAAAGUCGGAGAGCCUUCCCCCUCGUCACCGUCACUCCGCACCGUAGCCCUCCGCGACCUACCUCGCCUCCUCAACGAAUUCGAGCGCAAGAGAGGCACCCCUCUCGUAGAGGACGAGUCCCGUGCCCAACUUGAGGAAUUCUGCCAGCAAAUGCCAGACCAAACCGUGGCUUGUGAUGAUCUUGCCGGCAUGAUAUUCGGCCUCGAGAGUGCAAGGACGGCAACAGCGGCAGCGCCUACCUCCAGCAGCGACGAUGGCGAGAGUGAGGAUGACGCUGAGACAUCCAAUUCGGAGUCGUCCCUGUCGCCUUCCUCGACCAACAACGAGCUUCCCCGUGCUGAUGUGCCACGCUCUUUCAGCCACUCGAUGGAUAUGACUAUCGGCGCCAGCGGUGGGCCGAAGAGUAGCUCUCCGUCUCGCCCUCCUCGCAAUCGUACCACAUCAGCUUCAGCAGCCGACAUUUCACCAGCAAAGGGCAUCAUCAAAGGCAAAGGCAGCAAAGCCCCUCCGAGCUCGUGGUCUCGCCCGCGACCUCAAGCUCUCGCUGGCAGAAACAGACGCACAAGCGAGACGAGCCAAGAGAUAGGGGAUCGUCGCGCCUCUCAGCCUUACUCGGGCGUCGCCUCCUCCGACGUAGGAGGAUACCGUAGCACUUCAGCUGGCUAUGUCUUCCCUCGCGCCUCCUCGCCGGGCGACGACGAGUGGUACGCGGAGCAACACGCUAGGCACAUCCGCAACAUCAGUAAUGCUUCUCGCGGCGCGUCUGUUGGCGUAGGUGGGGGCGGAGGCUCCCGGCCCGCCAGCCCAGAGCUCGACCAUCAGAGCUUCCACGCCUUUGCUGCUCUGGGUAGUCCCAUCAGUCCCGCACCAGGCAGCGCGGCCGGGAAGAGUGCUGCGGGUGAAGGCGCAGAGCUGGAGAGUUUGCAGCGACGAUACGACAACCUGGUGCGCGUGCUGCAGGAGAAGGAGCGCAGCUUUGAGUCCACUCAAAACUCCCAGGAGACGACGAUUGCCGACCUAGACACGCAAGUUGAGCAGCUUCGCGAGCGGAUCCAUACUUUGACAAAGAGCAAUGACGAGCAGCGCACGAAAGAGCGACGCUACCUCGACGAGAUCAGCCGAUUAGAGGGUGACCUGGCCACAAGUCAAAAGCGGGGUGACCAUGCCGAGCGAGUGAAAGAAGUCAUGCAACAGGACCUCGCUCACCGCGAAACGACCAUCGUCAAUCUGCAAGGCAAAAUCAACGACCUACUCGAGCGAGUGGCCACCGCAGAGCGCGAUGAAGCCGACCACUACGGUCGAGCACAGGCGCUUGGUGAGGAAGCGGAGGGCCUUCGCACGCAGAUCGAGCAGCUGAGGGGUCAGGUGCGGGCAGCGGUGGAGAAGGAGGCGAAGAUCGAGGAGUUGGAGAGUGAGCGUGAGGCCCUACGUGCUCAGAUGCGCGACUUGCACUUGGAGCUCGAGGAGGCGCGCAGGGGGUCCGGCUUCCUGCCGGCAGGGCAGAGGGGGCUUAGUAGCCAACCUAGCACAAUUGGGGGCAAAGCGGGAGCCUCGUUGGGCUCGGAGCUCAAGGGCAUCUUCAGAGGGAUGAGUAGCGUCGAUGAGACGGGGGACGUCCCGGCUGAAGGGAGCGGUGGAAGGGGAAGGGACUUUGAUGGCGAGCAGACGGUCACAGACUCGGAUGUCGGCUCGUCGACUACGGAUCCUGAUGCGAGCAUGGAGAGUGUGGUGGUCACGACGACGCGGAGGAGACGACGGGCUGCGGCCAGUAGCAGUGAAGCAGGCGGUGCCUCAAGCUCAUCCCGCGAAUACCGCGAGACACAAUCGCAAACGGAGCAGGGCACCGGUAGCGGGCAUCUCGCACCGCCAUCGUACGACGAGGCAGCGACGGAGAAGAUCAUUCUGGAGCGGCUUCAUCCUGCACCCGAGGCUGGGUCGGGGCCACUCAGCCCUACUUCCCUCGUCGACGUUAUUGAUACGGCGACGCGCAAGCCGGACACAACCCUCUUUUCCCAAUACGAGGCUAUGGCGCACAAGGUCGGGGUGAGGUGCACCGUACUGGAGGACGCACUACGCCGUCAGCCUACGGAGGCUGCGAGUGGAGGUGGGCUAACAUCGACGAUUCUGCAGAUGCUUCCACCAGCCACGCAGCUCCGCCUGCGAAGCAUAGCUCAGACAACGACCGGCACCCGCUCAGCCGACGCCAACCGUCGUUCCAAGGCCUCCUCUGUCUCAACGACUCAGUGGUUUUGCAUCUGGACGGGCAGCGUGAUGCUCGUCGGCGUGCUGAUUGGGAUGGUCCUCAUCUCUCAACAGUCACCCUCCAUGCUCAACACUGCCACAAAUCAGCACGGCACGCAGCACGAUCCAUGGGGCCUCGGCGUUGGGCUGGACAGCUCGCUUGACUGGCACACGGCCAAUUCGCUCAACUACGGUGUUGGGAGCACCAGGAUAGAGUAUGCGGGGCAUGAGCCUGCUAGUAGUGCGUUGGCCAAGUUGAUGAGGAUGCUCUACCCUAGGGCGAGGGUGCCGAUGAGGCCGAGAGGCGUGCCCAUUUGAGCGAGUGUGGUAGCGGCGAGCUCGAUUCAUGUCUCCUGUGUACUAUACGAUCCGUUCCUUCGACGCGACGACAGGCCAAGAUCGUGGCGCCCCACACUCACUACUCUAGUUUACUAAUUUCGAUACCAUGACUCUCUCACCG